GGUUGUCUCUGCUUGUCAAAAGGCAGCAGCCCAGCGAGAGGCGCCGCGAGCUCCGAGCAGCGUGUCCACCCACCGGACCAGGCUGCUGGACCUAGCCCACUGGGAAAGAGAAAUGGAUGCUGGCCUCCUCUGACAAACCCCUGCUCAUCUCCUGUCCCUGUUAGUCUGCACAGCUUCUCCUGGAGAGUCCUUGUGGUUGGACGUGUCCGUGACCUCACAGAGGAGCACUGCUGGCCUCUUUGUACCUGUUCCCUGCUCCUUUAGGCAUGGAGGCAAUGGCAGCCAGCACUUCCCUACUUGACCCUAGUGACUUUGACCGCAACGUGCCCCGGAUUUGUGGGGUAUGUGGAGACCGAGCCACAGGCUUCCACUUCAACGCUAUGACCUGUGAAGGUUGCAAAGGCUUCUUCAGGCGGAGCAUGAAGCGGAAGGCACUGUUCACUUGUCCCUUCAACGGGGAUUGUCGCAUCACCAAAGACAACAGGCGCCACUGCCAGGCCUGCCGGCUCAAGCGCUGUGUGGAAAUCGGCAUGAUGAAGGAGUUCAUCCUGACGGAUGAAGAGGUGCAGCGCAAGCGGGAGAUGAUCCUGAAGCGGAAGGAGGAGGAGGCCUUGAAGGACAGUCUGCGGCCCAAGCUGUCCGAGGAGCAGCAGCACAUCAUCACCAUCCUGCUAGAGGCCCACCACAAGACCUACGACCCCACCUACGCCGACUUCACCCAGUUCCGGCCUCCAGUCCGAGACGAUGGAGAGAGCUGUCAUCCACUCAGCAUCUCCAGGAACUCUUCCUCAUCUGGCUCAGAUCUCUACACUGCCUCUCUAGACAUGGUGGAGACUUCCAGCUUCUCCCACCUGGACUUGAAUGAAGAAGAAGACUCAGAUGACCCUUCUGUGACUCUGGACUUGUCCCAGCUCUCCAUGCUGCCUCAUUUGGCUGACCUGGUCAGUUAUAGCAUCCAGAAGGUCAUCGGCUUUGCCAAAAUGAUCCCAGGAUUUAGAGAUCUCACCUCUGAAGAUCAGAUUGUGCUGCUUAAGUCAAGUGCCAUCGAGGUCAUUAUGCUGCGCUCCAACCAGUCCUUCACCAUGGAGGACAUGUCCUGGGACUGUGGCAGCCAAGACUACAAGUACAAGGCCACUGAUGUCGUCAAAGCUGGACACACGCUGGAGCUGAUCGAACCCCUCAUCAAGUUCCAGAUGGGGCUGAAGAAGCUGAACAUGCAUGAGGAGGAACACGUCCUGCUCAUGGCUAUCUGCAUUGUCUCCCCAGACCGACCUGGGGUACAGGAUGCCAAGCUGGUCGAGGCCAUCCAGGACCGCCUGUCCAACACGCUGCAGACCUACAUCCGCUGCCGCCACCCACCCCCAGGCAGCCACCAGCUCUACGCCAAGAUGAUCCAGAAGCUGGCUGACCUGCGCAGCCUCAACGAGGAACACUCCAAGCAAUACCGCAGUCUCUCCUUCCAGCCGGAGAGCAGCAUGAAGCUCACGCCCCUUGUGCUCGAGGUGUUUGGCAAUGAGAUCUCCUAACUAGCAUGAUGCGUGGUGGCACCUGGGCAGGGCUGCUCUCCCAGGGCCCGGUGUCCAGGUCUGGGGCUGUGGUGGCCCUCCCACACUUCCUGGAGCUCGGCUCCUCCUCUGCCAUCUCCCUUCUCCACUAGCCUAAUAACAGGUCCCCCUUUCCUGUAGGCCACAGGCAGCCCCCAGUCCCUUGAGAUGUGAGUCACCAAGAGAGGCAUUUGUUUGUCAAAGAAACUCAAGUGGGGCCUGAAGUUAGAGGCUGGAGGCCGGGCCUUGCCUAGGGAGGCCCCUGUACUCCUGACAUGGCUGCUGCUGGUGCCCGGGGAAGGCAGGCAGGAGAAACGCACCAUUCCUCAGGGACAGAGAUGUCCACUCUUCCCCCACACUAGGUCCACAUGUCCAGAGCCCAGAGGAUAGGAUCCCCCCUACCCACCCCGGAUCCAUACCAGCCCACAACCCCACUGCGCCCAUCACACCCUGCUGCCAGACUGUGCUGUUCUGUCUCAGGCAAGUGGGCACCAUGGGGCCUCGUCCCCCACACAUCCUCCCACUCCUGGUCUCCCUGGGAUCCUCCAAGGAUGACCAAAUCCAAGACAGCUAAGGUUGCAACUCCCCAUGCCCACCCUGCUGGCCAAAGGGCGCAGGUUUACCCUGCAGUCCUCGCCUUCAUCCCUUUGUCGUGGUAACCCUCUCACUGCUGGGCAGCAGCUCUGGUAUGGUGGGCACCCUACACAUCUCUGGAGCCACUGGCUGGGAACCCUUCUACGAGGGAGCCCAGGAGGGUGAAACACAGGGCCUGGGCAGUGAAGAACGGACAAAGCUGGUCUCCUGAAAGGGUUGUGGGUGGUGACCCCAGGAUGUAGCUUUCACAAAGCCCAGGGCCUGAAUCUAAGGAGUUGGUCAUGGGGGAGCUGGCUCCAGCCGUCCAUACUGCAGGACUAGAUCAUCUCCAGUCCUGGUUGCAGAGAAGCCUCUCUCUAACUCCCCACCCUGCCUUACCUCCCACCAAGGACAACAGGCCUUCCUAUGCUUUUCCCCUCUCCAGUGGUGCCCCAGAAGUCUGGAGCAGCAGGCCCUCCCUCUGGCUCUCCUGCGGGAGCCACAUCUUCCCUGCCUGGCAGGGUGGUGUGGAGGAACUGGGCUUUCCACUGCCCAGUUAUCGUCAUAAGACUGCUAUGCAGAUGAAGAAGCAGGCACUGGCGUUCUGUCGGAGCCUCAGGAUGUAGAGGAUGUAUGUGUAGGGGGCUGAUCAGGGCAUGUGGCGGUGGAGUGCAGUGGGGCUGGUUCCCUUCCUGUUCUCAUUCCGUCACCCAGAAGUGAAAUGGAGCCUGUGAGGCAGGGCAGCCUGGGUACAUCCCUCAGACCUCACUUCUCUGUAGCCAGCCAGCCCAGGAGAUGAGAGCCUCCAGACUUCUCACCUAGGAUGAGUUCUUUGCCAUAGGUAUGUGGGGCCUGAGCAGAGGGGUUCAUGAAAGGGGACUCCACGAGGGGCCUCGAGAUGACUGCUUGAUUUGGGGGAACAUCACGGCAUUGGAGGUAUCAAUAGGGAGGUAUGAAGGUGACCUUACUGAGCCCCCAGAAGAUGCCCCUCUACUGACACUUGUUUUUCCCCCAAAACCCCAAAAGGAGUCAGACUCAACACUGCAAAUGUUGCCAGUAUGCACCCAUCCCUGCCUGUAUUUCUCAGGAUUCUUCAGGUGGAAAAAUAUCUAAGAGCCACAUUCUGCUGUAGACUAGAGCACAUACAGCUUCAUAGUAAAUAUAUUACAUCUGAGUUGUUUCAGAAUCAGACAGCAUCUGUACUAUUUGCAAAUGUCAAGGGUAGCAGGCACCACUGAUCCAGAGCUGUUUAUUCGGGGCGGGGGGGACUUGCAUUGUGAAAAUGCUAUACAUUCAUGAUUUUUACUGUUUGUGAUUGUUUCACAAGAGAAACAUCUCUGAUUUUAGCUGCACAAGGCCUUGAUCUAGCUUACUAUUCAGUGGGAGGAAGAGCUUGAAAAUUGCUAAACUAGUCCAAUGCCCUUGUUAAAAGAAAUUGACACUUGGAGGAAAGCAUGGUUUGACCAAACUCAUCUGAUUAGUUAGAAGUUGGGGCAGGACUGGGCAAGAAACUGGAGUCAGGGUCCAGAGCCCUUUUUCUCUAGAUCACUUCGCAUUCCCCUGGUGGCUGACCCAGUCCCCAGCGGGGAAGGCCUGGAUUUUAGACAGAGCAAGUCUAGAUGUGGGACACUCUCUCCCCGUUCCCUGGGUUGUAACUCCACGGAGCUAUCAGGAGGAACACUUAGCCUGUGCUUCAAUGUGAAUCUGAGAGUUGGCCCUCCGUGUGGCCCUGUCCUUUGGGCCCUCCACCUUAGGCCUGUGUGAUACUAUCAAUGCAGUGCAUCGGUCUUUAUAAUGUAUCCACCUUCCCAGAUCUCCUUCUGACCCUCUUCUCCCCAAGGAACUCCCUGGACCCCUGUGAACAUCAGGUACUCAGCCCAAGGACCCGUAACCAUCCAGGCCACUUCCAAAGGGAAAGUCUAGGUACGGAGGAAAAAAUAAUAAAGGAACAAGGAACAUUUCAAGGGUCUGAAGUGGGAGAAAAUGGCAUCAUCUAGUCUGUUUUAGAAUAAGAGUAUGAAGGUAGACACAUAAUC
Molecule: messenger RNA, 4153 nt
Organism: Fukomys damarensis (Damara mole-rat)
Lineage: Eukaryota; Metazoa; Chordata; Mammalia; Rodentia; Bathyergidae
Gene: Vdr
Product: vitamin D receptor
Exons: 11
Coding region: 267-1526 (419 amino acids)
Biological process (GO): negative regulation of transcription by RNA polymerase II; multicellular organism development; cell differentiation
Cellular component (GO): nucleus
Molecular function (GO): nuclear receptor activity; vitamin D response element binding; zinc ion binding
Source: RefSeq, a predicted model, not a curated record